This is a messenger RNA of Plutella xylostella (diamondback moth), 3179 nucleotides long. Lineage: Eukaryota; Metazoa; Arthropoda; Insecta; Lepidoptera; Plutellidae. The record is from RefSeq and is a predicted model, not a curated record.
CACACCUUAGUGCCAUAUAAACUGCACCUUAUAUAUAGAUGUCCGGCACACUCUGGAGUCUGGACCAUCACACCUAAUCUUACUGGCUAAUCCUGCCAUUGAGACAAUGCCAGUCCAGCUCGAGUUAUUGUGAACAACACACUAAAAAGGUGCUGACCUUCAGGAUACUUCUUUUACAGUUAUCAAAAUGCAACAAAGCCUCUAAAGAAUGUCAUGUUAAAAUAAGUCCAGAGAAGAAAACACUAUGUGGUAACUUCACAAAAGUUGAGAGAUCAUUUGUCGUUACCGAUCAUUGUAAACACUCGAACAUGCGUCGAGAUCUCUUUAGUGUUGGCUCAAAGAAGGAGACCAAAGUGCUUAAUCAAAUGCUGGAUGAGUUUGAAGGAGAGAAAGUGUUUCCAUCCGAUAAUCCAACUUAUGAAGACCCACGAGAUGUUAUAGGGGCUCCACUCAAGCCGCCUCGUAAGAGAAACAUGCAGACCGCAGCCCUGUCUCCGCGGCUCAGCAAGGAAGGGAAGUCACUACUGAAGGAACAGAAGCGGAAACUUACCAAGAAGUAUGAGAACCUGAUUACAACUCUCAUGGACCGGUGUGAGGAUAAUGUGUCGCUGCUAACUCAGAAAGAAUCACAGAUAGCGAAGUUAAAGGAGAAACUGAAAGCGGUCCUGGAAUACAACAAGUUAUUUGCCGAUGAGAAUGACAAGCUGAAGGAACAACAUGCCACUAUGCUCAGCUACAUUGAGGAGUGUAAGGGCGUGGUGCGUGAUUCGGAGUCCCGCAAUAAGGAUCUGGAGUUGAGGAACCAGGAGCUCGAACAGCGAGUGAGGACGUUUGAGGAGAUUGAUAGAGACCACGAAGCCACAGCCAUCCCGCUAGUAGAAGUAUGCAUGAGCUGCAACACCAGGCAGCUGCAACUCACUCGACUGAGGGAGACCAACUCGCGGCUACAGGCUGAUAUGCAGGCGCUUAAAGACUUGUUAUAUAGGCUAAACGUCCAACUAGCCAAGUACCAAGAGCGGCUGCGGUCCAGCCCCCACUACUCUGGGGAUACGCUGCAUGGAGAUAGGACAGAGGUGGUGCAUAAACCUGCUGCGGAUGUGUUGGACUCGCUUAUUGCGUCUAGUUUGGGGUAUAAACAAGAUCGUCCCAACUCGGAGGCAUCUAACAAGAGCGCCCAGGACACCCCAAUACAUCAGUCCUCGGGUCGGCUGGUGGAUGUGUCCGGGCUACUCAGUGCACAGGCUAUAGCACCCCUCUUCGACGCGUACCAAGAAAACCUGCAAGAGAAGGAGAACCUAAUACUAGACUACGAAAAGCAAUUCGAAUCCCUCAACAAAAAAUCCAAACAGAUUAUAGACGAAAACAAAACGUUACACGAAAAAGUUACUUCAUUAGAAGAAGAGUUACUCUCUGUCAGUAGAAGAGAGAAGAAGAUAGGAGGAGAGAAAGAGAUGGUAGAGAUUGAGAAGAAAACGUUGACCGAAAGAGCCGAGAAAGCGGAGGCUAAGUUGAAGGAAGUGUAUGAGUUGUAUGAAGAUAAAAUGCAAGCCAUGCUCCGCGACUAUGAAACGGUUCACCGAGAGUACUUCACCACAAAGAACCUUCUCCUAGCGUCGGAGACGAAGAUGUCUCGCCUCGACGCCGCAUUGAGAGAGACCACGGUGCCUGCUGAUUUACACGAGAGAAGAGUCAGGGACUGUCAAUGCCUUCUAGAAGAACUAAAGCACCAAUACCAAAUGGAGCGAGAACGAAAAGACGAGCAGUUGGCCAAACUGCAACAACAGAAGAGCGAGACGGAAGAUAGGUUGAAGAAAGCGAGUGAAGAGUUGGACAAGACGAAGGAAGAGUUGGCCACUGCUUUGAAGAAUGUUCGUCUAUACCGCAAGGCAGCUGUAAUAUUCCGUCAGCGAUUAAAAGCGAGCGCGUCUGUGCGACGGAGCAGAUCCAACAACUCUGCACCCUUGAGGGAAGCACUCAUGAAACUUAGCAGGAUCAAGAGCGAGAUUAAGGCAGUUAAAUCCCGCGCCUACAAAUCUCUAGAAGAGCUAGAGCGUCGUAUAGUCCUACAAGAGUCUAGAGCGGCUCGAGCUGAAGCAGCACACAGGAGGGAGAUAGGCCGCGCCCAAGUGCUGCUGGAGCACAAGGAGAGCAUCAUCAGGAGCCUUAUUGACAAUGUAGCCGAUGUCGAGGAAGUCAGAUUAAGUCAAACGAACACGCAGCGGCUACAAGGCAUCGUCAGCGACACUUCCCCAGAAGACAGACCUCAGAAUACGGAAGAGAAGAGAAGACAGAGUAAACUGACCUUCGCUCAUGGCGGGUACUACCAGGAGACCAGGGGCGAGAGGAGAGGAAGCCACUCUUAGUAGCAAGAGGAAGAUGAGAUAAUACUUCAUUGAUGUCGAUUCUGAAGGCAUAAAUACUAAUUUUACAGCUGUAAAAACCUUAAUUCUUUGUUUAAAAUUGGACUCUAUACUGUAAUCCGUAAAUCUAAUUUUCCCCUGGCAAAAAUGUCAGUUUCAAAUCACUAAAAUUAAAUUGUGUGCAUUUAGAACCAACAUCUUUAUAUUUAUUAUUAAAACAUUGGGUGUUUAUAUUUAUUGUAAUAAAUAGCGUUAGUUUCUAAACUAAAAUGCGACUGCUUCGAACUAAAUGUGAGUUCUUUGGAAUUAUUGUACAAGGGGAUAUUUCUAAAGGUACCAUCUAUUCUAAAGGUCAGUAUAGUUGAAAUAUGCACUGCCACUUUUUGAAAUUCUAUUGUAGUCUUGUCUAGUGAAUCUAAUGAUAGUAACGUACCUAUAAUAUAUUCUAGUAUUGCCUUAUACAUUGUCACCGUCUUAUAUAUAUUAAUAUGAUGAUAUAGGUUAUACGUUAUGCCAGAUAAAUAUAGUACAAAUGUCAAUAAGCUACGAUUGUUCAUGUAUUUCAAGUCUAAAUAGUCAAUUAGUUCCUAUUUUAUUUUACCCUCUAUGCGUAGGUACCUAUUGGUAGUCAUUGUAAUGAGUUUAAAUUUUAUUGGUACGAUUUUGUACGAUUUUAUGUAUAAGUAAAUUAAGUAUUAUUGUAAAUUUACACUUACUUUAUUGAUACUUAACAUUAUAAUGCGUGUAAAUAUUGUAAAUUGUGUUAUAAACGGUUAUUGGCCUCGAUUUAUUAAUGAAAUCGUCGUUGCAAACGAAGGA